Messenger RNA from Brassica oleracea var. oleracea, 1530 nucleotides. RefSeq lists its product as uncharacterized. NCBI's taxonomy places the organism in Eukaryota, Viridiplantae, Streptophyta, Magnoliopsida, Brassicales, Brassicaceae. The coding region runs from base 1 to 1530 and encodes 509 amino acids. The record is from RefSeq and is a predicted model, not a curated record. The transcript is spliced from 5 exons. Gene Ontology annotation, molecular function: nucleic acid binding; RNA-DNA hybrid ribonuclease activity.
AUGGCCAUAAAAACGGAUAUGAGUAAAGCAUAUGAUAUGAUGGAAUGGUCAUUUAUUGAGGCUGUCAUGCGGAAGAUGGGUUUUUCAGAGAUAUGGAUUGGCUGGAUUAUGAGGUGUAUCACCUCGGUCAAGUACAAAAGGAUUCCUGCAAAUGAUCGACAGCUGAUUAAAGACACACUUGGUAUCCAAAACGAAGGGGGAAUGGGAUCCUACUUAGGAAUUCCAGAGGAUAUCAGUGGAUCCAAGUGUAAGCUAUUUGCGUUCUUAAAAGACAAACUAUUACACAGAGUGAAUGGAUGGACAGGUAGAUGGCUAUCAAAAGGUGGAAAAGAAAGUUCAAAUCCACCAAAGCGUGGGAUCCACUGGGCUAAAUGGGAGAAGAUGUGUGCCCCUAGAGAGGAAGGAGCUUUGGCGUCUUGUACAAUUCCCAGCCUCACUAGUGGCGAGAGUUCUCCGGGGAAGAUACUAUCGAUUGAGUUCGCCCUUGCGAAUCGGAUAGCCCAUCCAAGACCGGCGCGCCCCAGAGCUCUAGUAGUAAAUCCAAAGAUGACAAUCAGUAAUCUUAUUGAUUUUGAAACAAAGGAGUGGGAUACUCGAGUACUGGAACAAUAUAUAGACCAAGAGGACAUACCAAUGAUUCAGAGUCUGGCCAUAAGCCCUACUCAUCGACGCGAUACCUUCUGCUGGAGCUACACCAAAAAUGGACAAUAUACUGUCAAAUCAGGAUAUUGGGUAGCUACAAAUAUACUGACAGAUGUUGAGGAAAAAGAAGUUGUUGAGCCCAGCAUAACCAAACUUCAAGCCUUUGCUUGGAAAGUCAAUGCACCACAAAAGAUUUGUCAUCUUAUAUGUCAACUAAUUUCAGGGCAGGUAGUUGUCACAAGGAAUCUGGUACGUCGCAAUAUGCGAUGUGAUAACUACUGCCCAAGAUGUGGAGAGGCUGAAGAGACGGCUACUCAUGCGAUCUUUGAAUGCCCACCGGCAGUACAACCAUGGGCACUGUCAUCAACACCGUCAAGCUCUCAGACAUUCCCUACUUCGAGUAUCUACACCAACAUGGAUUAUCUCUUUUGGAGGAAGAAUAUUAUUAUGGAACCAGAAAAUGACAGAGACCCAUAUCCUUGGAUAAUUUGGUAUAUCUGGAAAGCGAGGAAUGACAAGUUGUUCAGAGGUAUAGAUAGGGACUCCUUGGAGUUAGUCAGAUAUGCAGAGAGUGAGUGCCAUGCAUGGUACAAUGCAAAUGACUCUAUACCUGCUCCUCCACAGCCACAAAUGGUUGAAGACACACAAGCCUUAAGCUUGGAGAAUAUCUGUAUGGUGGAUGGUUCAUGGACAUCUACGGAUCAAUACAGUGGAAUUGGAUGGGUGUGGAAGGAUGACAGAGGGAAGAUCCAACUAAUGGGGACAAGGAAUUUAAGGAGGCGUGAGACGUCACUACACUCUGAACUGGAAGCAUUAAGAUGGGCAAUGGAGAGCAUGCUACAGCACUCGACAUGUCAGAGAUUUGGGACGGAGUGCAAGGACCACUAG